Phoenix dactylifera (date palm) is the source of this 2776-nucleotide messenger RNA. RefSeq names its product cleavage and polyadenylation specificity factor 73 kDa subunit-II (gene CPSF73-II). Gene Ontology annotation, biological process: snRNA processing. Gene Ontology annotation, cellular component: nucleus. Gene Ontology annotation, molecular function: RNA endonuclease activity. Lineage: Eukaryota; Viridiplantae; Streptophyta; Magnoliopsida; Arecales; Arecaceae. The record is from RefSeq and is a predicted model, not a curated record.
UAAAUAAGUAUGGCCUCCCUCUGAAGAAUUUUUAUUCCUUUCCUUAGCCGGCAGUGGCCUUCCCUUCCGCCGCCGCUGCUCCCGCUGCUCUCAUCUGUACCCCGCCGCUGAUUUCUCUCCCUGCCUGGGCCCGCCGGCGCUGCUCCUCCGACCGGAUACCGAUAGAAACCGGUAUCUCCCUCUCCCUUCCUCCACCCUUCCUUCCAAAACAUUUGCAGUCCAUCAUGGCGAUUGAAUGCCUCGUCUUAGGUGCGGGGCAAGAGGUGGGAAAGAGCUGCGUCGUGGUCUCCAUCGGGGGGAAGAGGAUCAUGUUCGACUGCGGGAUGCACAUGGGCUAUCUCGACCACCGCCGCUAUCCCGACUUCUCUCUCAUUUCCGAGACCGGUGAUUUCAAUUCUGCUCUCACCUGCAUCAUCAUCACUCACUUCCAUUUGGAUCAUGUUGGAGCCCUUCCUUACUUUACAGAGGUCCGUGGGUAUCAGGGGCCUAUUUUCAUGACAUAUCCUACAAAGGCUAUGGCCCCAUUGAUGUUAGAAGAUUACCGUAAAGUUAUGGUAGAGCGAAGAGGAGAGGAAGAGCAAUUUAGUCAUGAUCAUAUUGUGGAUUGUAUGAAGAAAGUUACAACAUUGGACUUGAAGCAGACUGUCCAAGUUGAUAAAGAUCUUCAGAUCCGUGCCUAUUAUGCUGGGCAUGUUCUUGGAGCUGCAAUGAUUUAUGCAAAAGUUGGAGACACUGCUAUGGUAUACACUGGGGAUUACAAUAUGACACCGGAUAGACAUCUUGGAGCAGCUCAAAUUGAUCGCUUACAGCUGGACCUUCUUAUAACAGAAUCUACAUAUGCAACAACUAUACGUGAUUCCAAAUAUGCUCGAGAGCGGGAGUUCUUAAAGGCUGUCCAUAAAUGCAUUAGUGGGGGAGGUAAAGUUCUAAUACCAACAUUUGCUUUGGGGAGAGCUCAGGAACUCUGUAUAUUGUUGGAUGAUUAUUGGGAGCGCAUGAAUUUAAAGAUUCCUAUCUACUUCUCAGCUGGUUUGACAAUUCAAGCCAAUAAGUAUUAUAAAAUGCUUAUUGGAUGGACCAGCCAAAAGAUCAAAGACACUUAUGCAAUACGCAAUACAUUCGACUUCAAACAUGUAUGCCCCUUUGACCGCUCCCUUAUAAAUGCUUCUGGGCCGUGUGUUCUUUUUGCAACACCUGGGAUGAUUAGUGGAGGAUUUUCGCUUGAGGUGUUCAAGCAAUGGGCACCAUCUGAAAAGAAUCUUGUUACACUUCCUGGGUAUUGUGUUGCCGGAACCAUAGGGCAUAAGUUGAUGUCAGGUAAACCCACCAGAAUCGAUAUAGACAAAGACACACACAUCGACGUUCGAUGCCAGAUCCACCAGCUGUCUUUUAGUCCCCAUACGGAUGCCAAAGGGAUAAUGGAUCUUGUUGAAUUUCUUUCCCCAAAACAUGUUAUUCUAGUGCAUGGGGAGAAGCCUAAAAUGGCCACACUAAAGGGAAGAAUUCAAUCUGAAUUGGGAAUUCAGUGUAAUGAUCCAGCAAACAACGAGACAGUGCUUAUUCCUACAACCCAGAAUGUCAAAAUUAAUGCCACUAAGAUGUUUAUGCGAAGCUGUUCUCAUGCUGACUUCCAUAGUGUAAAGAACAGCCUACCUUGCCUCUCCGAUUCUAGUUUCGGAGACAGUGAAGCCUCAAAUUUGGUGAGAAAUGAAAAGGUUGUUGAAGGCAUCCUAGUGAUGGAGAAAACCAAAACUGCAAAGAUUGUCUGUGAAGACGAGUUUCUGCAGACAUUGCAUGUGGAGGAACACAAAGUUCAGUUUGAAUACUCUUGCCCUGCAGAAAAGUGCAGGGAGCAAGUAUCCUGUCAAUCAAACAGCGGACCGCCACCGUCCGAUGGGAACUUUUCAGAGACGUGCUAGACUACAGCAUUCAAUAGCAAAUGAUACAUUGAGUGAGCCACAUUCUGCUUCACUUAUUACUGGCUAAAAGGAGAAACCGUGUCAAUUGCAAACAUACCAGCUAUGCUUCUGACUCUCUCGAGCUAGAUUAUGUACUUGUUCUAAUGAAUAUUUUCUUACAUGACCAGAAAGGGGGAAAAACAGUUCAGGUAGAUUAGCAAUAUAACUCUUCUGUACUUGGGCACCACUCACUAGUUGAUGAAAAGCUGGUCAGAGAUCUCAAUCAUGAGACAUGGAUUUGAGUGUCUCGAGUCGACUCACUUGGCACAUAAGCUGCAUAGAAAUGAUUGGUCUCUGCAGUGAAACCUUUUAUAUCAACCAAGCCAUGUUACACUGAUACUAAUUGUUACGAAAAGGUGGAAUGAUUUAUGACUGAAGCUUUUACUAAGCCGAGGGAGCCAAUUGAGGUAAAUUUCUGUUUUGCCUUUUAUGAAUUUAAUAUAACUUUUAGUUCUGUUGGAAUGCCAUCAAGUGACAAUGUUGAGGUUCCAGAUUUUGUUCACCUUGUGGAGUGCGAAUUCUGUGGAUGGAAGUAUAUGACACCCCCCCUCUCUCUCUCUCUCUCUCUCUCUCUCUUUUGGUGGUGGGUUGGUGUUGUUGGUGUGGUUGGAGGAAAACAUCUGUUUUGUACCAUGGCAAGUGUGGGCAAACUAAUAUAUUCAUGUUGAAAUAGGAGACACAUGGACUCGGUUGAUAUAUGUAUACAUUUGAUUAUGAUUAGCCCUCGUUUGAAUGGUUUAGCUGAAUGAUGGGCUGAUUCUAACUAUUUUAUUCCACUGAUGUAUAAAGAUAUUCUGGGCGCAGCAAUUCUCCCAAUA